This is a messenger RNA of Aptenodytes forsteri (emperor penguin), 1776 nucleotides long. RefSeq names its product beta-1,3-galactosyl-O-glycosyl-glycoprotein beta-1,6-N-acetylglucosaminyltransferase 3. Gene Ontology annotation, molecular function: acetylglucosaminyltransferase activity. The coding region runs from base 1 to 1776 and encodes 591 amino acids. The record is from RefSeq and is a predicted model, not a curated record. The transcript is spliced from 4 exons. Gene Ontology annotation, cellular component: membrane. NCBI's taxonomy places the organism in Eukaryota, Metazoa, Chordata, Aves, Sphenisciformes, Spheniscidae.
AUGCAUCGACUCCUCAUAGCUGACUGUCCACUGGAAUCUCUCCAGAGCAGAUGGCCUACUAUUUCAUCUCCUGAAGCUCUGGAUUUUGAAGAAAGCCUGGUGGAUCAAAUGUAUUACUACACAGCUAAAACGGUUACUUAUGCCUAUCCUGGUGGUCAACAGAGCAGCCAAAACAAGGACAGCACACUGCAGGAACCUCAGAUAGAACCGAAUAGCCCACAACAACAGUUCUACAGUAACAAUCACCUUUCCCCUGCUGAUUCCUCUUGUGGCUUUGCUUAUACUGCAUUUCACGAGUGUGAAGACAUACAAGAUAUACAACUACCUCCAGCGCUCAUAAAACCAAAUGCAGUCACGCCACGGGGAGGGAGGAGACUUCCUUUUAUUCACCUAUUAUUCACCGGCGCUUAUACCGAGAUCGCCCUGCCACGAUUUCACCACUGCCCAGGAAGCAGGCACCCAGGCUGCCAGGUUACUCUUUGCGCAGCACCGGCUCCAGCGCCCUCAGUAAAGCCCACCCCAGAGGCAAGACCCGACCCGUCGAGGCUUUUUGCGCUGCGCAGCGCCACGCGGCCCUGCCCCGACGCCCACGCGGACGCCGCCGCCCACCCCCGCUGCCGCGAGCGCCUCUACCAGGCGCUGGAGCUCUGCCCCGGCCGCAGGAUCAACUGCUCGGGGGUCGUCCGCGGGGAUGAGAAAGCCAUCCAGGAGGCCCAGCUCAGCAACCUGGAGGUUGCGAACAAAAAGGUUGCCCUGACGCCCGGCGAGUACCUGAACAUGACGAAGGACUGCAGCAGCUUCAAGGAGACCCGGCGGUUCAUUGAGUUCCCGCUGAGCCAGGAGGAGGCAGAGUUCCCCAUCGCCUACUCCAUGGUCAUCCACGACAAAAUCGAGAUGUUCGAGCGGCUCCUGCGGUCCCUCUACGCCCCCCAGAACGUCUACUGCGUCCACACUGACAGCAAGUCCCCGGCCGCCUUCCAGGAGGCUGUGCGGGCCAUCGUAGCCUGCUUCCCCAAUGUCUUUGUGGCUAGCCGCCUGGAAAAGGUGGUCUAUGCCUCCUGGUCCCGGCUGCAGGCCGACCUCAACUGCAUGCAGGACCUGUUGCAGAGCCCCAUACCAUGGCACUACAUGCUCAACACCUGCGGCACUGAUUUCCCCAUCAAGACCAAUGCCCAGAUUGUCCGUGCCCUGAAGAUGCUGCAGGGGCGGAACAGCAUGGAGUCAGAGAAGCCCUCGGCCUUGAAGCAGGAGCGCUGGCAGUACCACCACGAAGUGGGGGACUUCAUCUCCCGGACAGCCACAGAGAAACUGCCGCCACCCCACAACUCUCCCAUGUUCACAGGCAACGCGUACAUCGUGAUCACGCGGGCCUUCGUGCAGCACGUCUUUGAGAACCCCACGGCGCAGCAGUUCCUCGAGUGGGCCAAAGACACCUACAGCCCUGACGAGUACGUCUGGGCCACCCUCAACCGCAUGCCCGGUGUGCCGGGCGCCAUGCCCCAGAAUGACAAGUUCCAGCUCUCGGACAUGAACGCCCUGCCCCGCCUGGUCAAGUGGCAGUACCUGGAGGGCGACACCAGCAAGGGCGCGCCCUACCCGCCCUGCACCGGCCAGCACCAGCGCAGCGUCUGCAUCUACGGGGUGGGCGAUUUGCCCUGGAUGCUCCAGCAGCACCACCUCUUGGCCAACAAGUUCGACCCCCUGGUGGACGAUGCCGCCAUCCAGUGUCUCGAGGAGCACCUGCGCCACAGGGCCCUCUACGGCAGGGGACUCUGA